Molecule: messenger RNA, 2229 nt
Organism: Dioscorea cayenensis subsp. rotundata (Guinea yam)
Lineage: Eukaryota; Viridiplantae; Streptophyta; Magnoliopsida; Dioscoreales; Dioscoreaceae
Product: pentatricopeptide repeat-containing protein At3g49740
Exons: 1
Coding region: 84-2141 (685 amino acids)
Biological process (GO): RNA modification
Molecular function (GO): RNA binding; protein binding
Source: RefSeq, a predicted model, not a curated record
GCUCAUCGCUCUCAAUGCCCGAAUCUCAAAGUACGUCGGCAACCAUCAAUACAGACAAGCACUAGACCUCUUCACGCGAAUCCAUGCGUCUCUCGACUUGUCCCCGGAUCACUUCUCCCUCUCUACCGCGCUCACUGCCUGCGCGCGCUUGCGCGCCCAACUGCGCCGGCGCGCAGCUUCACUCUUACGCCCUCCGUUCUGGCUUCCUCCUCUCCCAUAUCUCUGUCGCUAACUCCCUUCUCUCCUUCUACUCUAAGUCCCAUGGCCCUGCCACCGCCCUGCGUAUCUUCAACUCCAUUCCCUCCCCCGAUUCCUACGCUUGCACCACCCUCUUGUCCGCCUACGUGAAAAGUGGCCAUCUUUCGCAAGCCCUCCAACUGUUUGAUGAAAUGCCUCAGAGAAACACACCCGUUUGGAAUGCGAUGAUUACCGGGUUUAUAGACAUUGGCCAUCAAGACAUCGGUUUAGAGCUUUUCUCUGUCAUGCUUCAGUUGGGUGUCUGUCUGGAUAAGUACUCGUUUGUGAGUGUGAUGACACUCUGUGACUCGGCAGAAUGUUUGGGACUUGCGAGGCAAUUGCAUUCAAUGGUUGUGAAAACUGGAGUUGUUGUGUGCAUGGUUUCGGUUGUCAAUGCUCUUGUAACAAUGUAUUUUGAGUGCGACUUGGCUGAAGAGGCUCUUGCUGUGUUUGGAGAAGCUGCAAUUCGAGAUGAGAUAAGUUAUAAUGCCGUCAUUGCUGGGUUGGUGAAGUGGGGAAGAGAUGAGGAGGCUUUGUUGGCGUUUAAGGAGAUGAUAAAAGAAGGUUGUUUUUUGCCAACAGGGAUGACCAUUGUGAGUGUUCUGAGUGCUUGUCUGACUAAGAAAGUAGGGAUGCAAGUGCAUGCUCUAGCAAUUAGAACAGGCCUUGACGCUUCUCUAUUGGUGGGUAAUGCUUUUGUGGGGAUGUAUUCGGAUUGUGGGGAUAUAGUCAGUGCUCAACAAGCUUUUGGUAUGAUCUGUGACAAGGAUUCUGUUUCAUGGAAUUCUAUUAUUUCAGCAUAUUGUCAACAGGAUUGCCAUGAGACGGCAAUCGAGCUCUAUGAUCAGAUGCUCAGGGAUGGAUGUGAACCUGAUGAAUUUACUUUUGGAAGUCUUUUAGCAUGUGCCACUGCUUUGGAGUAUGUUAUGAUGAUUCAAGCUGUAGUUUUUAAGCAAGGAUUGAGUUGGAGCAUUGAAAUUUCUAAUUCUAUGAUUUCAGCAUAUUCAAAGUGCGGAGAUAUUGACAGCAGUUAUCAGGUGUUCAGUAACAUACUGUUUGGUAAUCUUGUGUCUUGGAAUUCAAUUAUUGCAGGAUUUCUGUUGAAUGGUUUUCCAAAGAAGGCCAUUGAAUUAUUCUCUACCAUGUUGAAGCUUGGACUAAAGCCGAAUACAUGUACUUUGAGCACCAUGCUAAGCACUUUUGCAAGCAUUUCGGCAAUCAGAUAUGGAAAAGAGCUUCACGGUUACAUUAUAAAGUCUACUACUGAUUGUUCCACAUCUUUACAUAACACUCUCAUAACAAUGUAUGCUAAAUGUGGGGACUUGAAUUCUUCGGAAAAAGUUUUCUACAAAAUGUCACAAAAAGAUGUAGUUUCAUGGAAUUCAACCAUUGCUGCUUAUGCACAAAACGGAAAUGGAUACAAAGCAAUUCAACACUUCAAAGCAAUGCAGACAGCUAAUGUAUUACCUGACAAAGUUACUUUCACUAUUGUUCUUUCUGCUUGCAGUCAUGCUGGUUUAGUUGAUGAAGGCCAUUUAUUAUUCACUUCCAUGUCUGAAAACUAUGGAUUAGAACCUGGAUUAGAUCAUUUUUCAUGUAUUAUAGAUCUCUUAGGCAGAGCAGGUCAUUUAGAUGAAGCUGAAAAAAUACUGAACAACAUGCCAUGUGGAGUUGAUGUUCAAAUCUGGUGGUCAUUGCUGAGUGCUUGCAGCACUCAUGGCAAUGCAAGAUUAGGUAGAAUUGCUGCAAAUUCUAUCCUGGAGUUACAACCAGAUAAUGCUGCAGUUUAUGUUCUCUUAUCUAAUCUUAAUGCAGUUGCUGGAAAAUGGGAAGAAGCUUUAAAUGUCAGGGAAGAUAUGAGAAAGAAUGGAGUGAUAAAAAAACCUGGUUUUAGCUGGAUUUAGUCACUGAGCUGAAAUUCUUUUGUAUGCAAUUUAUGUGACUUUGUAUUGAAAUUUAUAUGGAGUAAUUGAUAUAUAAACUUUUGCUACU